Messenger RNA from Ceratitis capitata (Mediterranean fruit fly), 9779 nucleotides. It is a transcript of the gene pros, whose product is annotated as homeobox protein prospero. The transcript has 7 exons. Gene Ontology annotation, biological process: regulation of transcription by RNA polymerase II. Bases 2138 to 8164 code for a protein of 2008 amino acids. Gene Ontology annotation, molecular function: RNA polymerase II cis-regulatory region sequence-specific DNA binding; DNA-binding transcription factor activity, RNA polymerase II-specific. Lineage: Eukaryota; Metazoa; Arthropoda; Insecta; Diptera; Tephritidae. The record is from RefSeq and is a predicted model, not a curated record. Gene Ontology annotation, cellular component: nucleus.
UUAAUUUUUCGCAUUUUUCAAUUUCGUUUUUCUGUUGUUGUCCUCUUUAACAUACAUUAACCGGCUAAUUAAAAAUUGCUAAAAAGAAACCAAAUCAAAUUAAAGCAACAAAAAAAAACUCAAAGUUUAUACAAAGUCAUGUUUAUUGAACAAAAAGAAAAAACACGAAAACAAAAAGCGUGAGUUCCACAUAAAGGCCCGAAAACAGAAAAACAGUUCCAAUAAGUCUAAUAAUAAGACUGCAAAAAUCAACAAAACAAAUACGACGUGAACGACAAUUAAAUUGUGCAAUAUUUUUGAAGCAUUAAAGACAAGAAACAGUAAAAAAAAAUACAAAGAUACAAGUGUUCUUUAAAAAAAAGGCUAAUAUCGACGAGAUGUCAACGAAACAAUACCAAACACGGUUACACCAUAUCGAGAAGUUAUCCAAUGAGAAAGCCGCUAACCUUUUGGAGGAUUUGUAAUGGACGACAGAUAUAAAUAACAACUUGUUUGUGAGAGACUUUUGAAUGCUCGAGAGGAUAGAGGAUUCCAAAUUAAAACGACCAAAAUAUAAGUAAAAACUAAAAAAUCAUUACUACAAGACUUUUUGAUUCAAAAGUUCUUAAAUCCAAAUUAAAUGAAGUCAAAAAUAAACUCAAAUACAAAAAUUGAAAUAACAAAACUAAAAAAAUUUAAUCAUGGUAAAAAUUAUGCAAACAUGUUGUAAAAAUUAAAUGCAAAAGACAUUCGCAUGUGUGUGGUGGUGGAAAGAAAAAUCAAAACUAAAUUCAUUAUUAGAAAGCGAAAAAAACGUAGAAGACGUAAAGAACCGAAUAUAAAACGUACCGAUCGUUAUUUAAAGUAGCAUCCAAGUUGAGAACAAAAUUUUAGAUUUUGGCGAUAUUAAACCUUGAGAUCUCAGCGGCCUUUGGAGGAAGGGAAAGGUAAAAUAUAGGAUAUCGAAGCAGCACAACUAAAAUAAUAAAAACCUUCAAGGAAUUUAUGCUGUGGGAAUUGACCACGUAAAGCCAAAAUUAUUAAAGAAAACACUAAUUGGAGCUAAAAGCUUAAAUACACAACAGAGCGAGUGAACAUCUCACAAUAACCAACAUUUGAAACUUUGAUAACAUUAAUAUAGUAUUUGAGAAAAUCACAGAACCACUAAGAAAUUCUCUGUGGAGUGUUUAUGAAUUGAGAAUAUUUGCAGAACCUAUUGCAUAUUGUAAUCAAAAAAAAAAGGAAAAAACUUUAAUUAUACACUUGCCCCCAAAGAGCGGCGAAUUUAGAAAACUUGAACAAGACACCUAUACCCAUACAAGGUAAAACCGGAUAGCAGUAAAGCAAAACAAAAAAAAAAAACAAGGCGAAACUAUUAUAAGAAUAUUCGAAAGUAUACUCUUUCGAUAACUGUGUGUGAGUAUUUAUCUGGGCCUGAGCCAAUCCAACUAAAACAUUUCUAAACAACAACAGCAAUAACAAUAAUUACUGCAGCAACAAAAGCAUCGAAAAUCGAAUAUCGACGAUUCAAAGAAGGCGAGCAGAGGCAAAAAGUAUUCAAUUCCUAACCCAAUCCAAGUAGAAACAGCAAAUCCACACCGACAGAUAGCAGAGCAGCGGCAGAGGACGUUGUAUAAUUUCCAAAACAAAUGUAUGUGUGUGUAUGAGAACAGUACAUUCGUGUUGGUAAUUGUCUGUUGACAGCUCACAUAAGUAAUAAAGUAAAUUUACAACAAAAACAAACAAGAAAACUUCUGUGUGAAAGAAAAGGCAAAAACUUGGCGAGCCAAUAGACGAUCCACGUACACGCACACAUACAGAUUCCAAUUGACAGAGCCUUCAUUUAUGUUUGUUUGUAUAUGUGAAUGCUGAAUGUGUGACCAUUGUAUGCUUCCAAAAGGCUGCAGCGUCCGCAAAGGUAGCUGAGCAAAAGCAGAAGCAGUGAAGCAGUGAAGCAUUACACAGCGACUUGACGGAGGAAAGUCAGCGCUCACCACUCAUUGUUGCUAGCAGAGGCUCGUAACGAAGUUGUAGAUUGCGUUUUUAGGUUGAUAAAGGGAGACAAGAAAGGAGAGAAAAUAAAGGAGAGAGCACUGAGUUCGUUACAACUGCGAGCUCUGGAAGAGAAUACGUUAUUCGCCCAAGCUGUUGACAUCUUAUGAUGUCAUCAGAGGAGGACACAGACUGUUUUGGAUUGUACAGCGAUGAUAAGUUAUUACUAAAAGCGGCCACAACAUCAUUUUCCAAACUGGCUGAAUCCUCAUCUUCGCCGCCGUUGUUAGAAUUGGAAGCCGACAUCGUGGUAAAGCAAGAGUCACUCUCGCUACUACCCCCACCAACACCGCCACUUCAGUCAGCAAAGAGCGUAAAGAACAACUCAAACCAAAAUCUCAACAACAACAAUAGUAGUAACGCCAACAGCGGUAGUAAUAAAAAUAAAAUCCAUAGCAAUAGUGGCAAUAGCAGCAUUAGCAGCAUUAGCACGACUCUCGAGGAAGUCCACGAAAGCGAACUUUUCGAAAACGACAUCGUCAACGGUGGCGGCAUUGACGACGACGACGACGACGAUAACGACGUUGUUGUCAUACUCGAAGGCGCCGCAAGUAGCAGUGAGGCCACAACUAACAGCCUGAGACAGAAUCGUAUUCGUAACUGCAAACGCAGCCGUAGUCGAAGCCGCAGCCGCAGUAGCGUCAGCGGCAGUAGUGGUGGCAAACAACAAGUCGUUCAAGUCGUGCAUGGCACAGAGCGAGCUAACGAAAGUAGUCCGUGUGGUGCCGUCAACAAGACAGCAACGAGCACCGCUAACUUAUCAACCCGCUCGAAGUCAACAACAGUGUUAGUGUCAUCGUCGUCGUCAUCGUCAUCGUCAUCAUCGAAAUUAAGCAAGAAGAACGCGUCCUCAUCUAGUGAAUAUCUUGUGAAUAAGAACAGUAAUUCGAGUAGUUUGAAUAAUAUAAAUAAUUGUGCCAGUACUAACAACUUAAACGUGAAUGUGAAUGGUAAUAGUGUUGCAGGAUCAGAGUCGAAACUAUUCGCGGCAGUACCACCGUUUAAUUCUCCUCAAUUACCCAACGUAUCCGGGUUCCAGGGUAGUACAAGUCCAACUUCGUUGCCAUUGCCAAUAACACUUUCACCAUCGCCGUCAUCUCCGAUUUUGCCGUCAACAGCGACUGCCUUCAUGAGUAGUGCUGCUGCGGCUGUCGCGGGCGCUGCAGGAGGAGCUCUGUAUGGAGCCUUAUUAAGUCAGAAUAAUUCAUCGUCCACUAACGCGAUCAACGGCAACCACGUUAGCACUAGCAAUAAUCAGCAUAAUAACGCAAACGCUUCUGGAUCCGCUUCCUCGUCGCCAACAGCAUCGUUACUGUCCGGUAAUUUUUCUGCGGCUCUUGGUAGCCUCUUCACGGCAAACGGUUUUGGUUCAGCAAAAAUGUUGAAUGAGUUAUUUGGUAGGCAGAUGAAGCAAGCGCAGGAUGCUACCAGCGGGUUGCCCGCGACUUUAGACAAUGCUAUGUUAGCUGCGGCAAUGGAAUCAGCCACUAGUGCAGAACUAUUAAACGCAGCCGGUUUGGUAAAUAGUUUAGGCCUCAAUGCUACCAGUAAAUUGCUCAAUAAUAAUACGAUAAAUAGUUUGAAUAAUUUAAGUAAUACAAAUUCAUCUGCGACGUCUGGUUUAAACAAUGGUAAUGCCAACGCCGAUAACCAGCAAACGGUGCAUGCCGCAUCCGCCUCUCAAUCGCCUAAGAAUAGACGGGUGAGUAAUUGUAGUGAUAGGUCUGUGGAUGAAGUGAGCUCCCGUGCUGGCGAUGUGAACUCCCCUCCACGUGCCUCUUCCGUCAGUUCUGCGCCAGCGGUAGGAGGAGGUGUUGCCACCUCUUCGGAAAGGACUUCACCCAGUGCUCAGCAACAACAAAAUGAAUUAGCUCACCAUAUGCUAAGGAAUAUUUUACAAGGUAAAAAAGAGCUAAUGCAACUCGACCAAGAGUUGCGAUCCGUAAUGAGUCAGCAGCAACAGCAACUCGCAGAUAAUCAAAACACGCUCAAGCACAAUAACAAUAACUUAUCCUCGGCCACUAACAAUAACGUGGCAGAAAAGGAUUCGAACAAUGUAAUAAAUCUAUUAGAAGACACCAUGUCUGACAUUAAGAUUAAAUGUGAACCCAAUCAGAUGCAAAAUAAUGCUGAUUCCGCGAUAGAUGAGCGUAGGAAAUCCACAGAUUCUGAAAUUGGUGAUUCACAGCAGGAAGAAGACCAACAGUCUGAAGCUGAUAAUAUGGAACACCAGCACAUGGACGAUGAUCAACAUCAAUCAGAUUUGCCAGUUGGUGUAACUAAAAAGGAGGCAGAUGAUAUCCUCGAAGAUGUGGAAUUAAUGGGUUUGAAUUCACGCUCCGACUUGGAGUCCUUGGCGUCGCCGAGUCAAUCAGAAAUGAUGCUUUUAGAGAAUAGCAAGGAUGAAUUGGAGGAAGAACUUGAAAAGGAUGUCACUGCCACAAUGUCUAAGAAGCCCGGUUUGGAUAUGAAAAGAGCUCGUGUCGAGAAUAUUGUCACCACAAUGCGUUCCAGUCCAUCGUCUCAUCAAGCUCAUCUACAAGUGAAUGGCUGUAAGAAGAGAAAAUUGUAUCAACCUCAACAGCAUGCAAUGGAACGUUACGUAGCAGCUGCUGCGGGUCUGAAUUUCGGUUUGAACUUGCAAAGUAUGAUGUUGGAUGAAGAAGCAUCCAAUGAGAUGGAAUCUCCACAAAUUCAGCAGAAGCGCGUUGAAAAGAACGCGCUUAAGUCUCAGUUGCGCUCAAUGCAGGAGCAACUAGCUGAAAUGCAACAAAAAUAUGUGCAAUUAUGCUCAAGAAUGGAGCAAGAAUCCGAGUGUCAGGACAUCGACGAUACUGCCAGUGAUAGCAUGGAACAAGAUGACAAUGCAGGCGACCUUUCUCCAUCGCCAUCUCUAACUGGAGAAUCAAGUUUAAAUGUAAAAAUGCCACCAGAUGCUGAACGACCCAGCUCUACUUCACCGACCCUUCCACUGAAAGGUCAAAAGCACCUAGCCUCGCAAAAUUCCAUGUCCCUAGAUAAUGCGCCGAAUGUAUUGUCACAAAUGAUGAGUAAAAUGAUGUCCUCACGAUCACUUGUGGGACAUCCACAUAUGCAACAAUCGUUUAAUGGCCCUCUGCCUCUACUUCAGCAUAUGCCUCAAAUGCAAAGCGAUGCCGGGGCCGCUCAUUUGUCUCAUCCCGCUAUAAGCAAUGCUGCUGCCAUGUAUCUGGGACAACAAUUCUUCUUUGAACAAGAAGCCCGGAUGGCAAAGGAAGCCGCUGAGCAGCAGCAGCAGCAACAUCAAAUACAGCAACAGCAGCAGCAACAACAGCAGCAACAGCAACAACAGCAGCAGCAGCAACAACAAGAGCAGGAGCAGCAGCGUCGUUUUGAACAGGAGCAACAACAGCGGCGUAAGGAGGAGAAGCAGCAACAACAGCAGCAGCAGCAGGCACAGCAGCAAGCUGCACAACAACUCCAACGGCAACAACAAUUGCAACAAAUGCAACAACAUCAUUUGGAGCAAUCUACACCAGUCUCGGUAAAUCAGCCCACACGAUCGCAACUACACCACAAUCGUCUGCAUCAGCGCCACGGUAAUCACUCCUCCCUCAAGUCAGAAUUAUCCGAGAAAUUCAACAUGCUGAGAUCCAGCUCAAACUCGAUUAUGCGAAUGUCCGGUUCGGACUUAGAAGGGCUUGCCGAUGUACUGAAAUCCGAAAUUACUACUUCACUGUCAGCGUUGGUGGACACGAUCGUCACACGAUUCGUUCACCAACGCCGUCUUUUUAGCAAACAAUCGGAUUCAGUAGCGGCAGCUGCCGAGCAACUCAACAAGGAUUUGCUUAUGGCAUCCCAGAUUCUUGACCGCAAAUCGCCCCGCACGAAAGUUGCAGAUCGGUCGCAAUCCAACGCUAUCAUCAGCAGCAAUACAAAUAAUUCCAAUGCAGGAUCAGUUCAAUCCGUAAUUAACGGAAACUCUGUAGUCAACUCUGCAGCGGCUCAAUCAGGUAAUAAUGGUUCUCUUCUUCUAGUUAAUAAUACCUCCUCAACUAACCAAUUAAAUAACAAUGUGCCCAAUAAUCACCUGGGGCACUUACAAUCUACUGUAAGUAACGGCCCCCAAAUGCAUGUCGGUCCGGGUCCCGCUAUAACUUCCGGCGGUGUAGCAGUACCUCAACAUCCGCUAGCUAAUAGCCAAGCGAACGUCAUAGCGUCUUCAAAUGGCCAAACGAAUGCACAACAUGCGCAGCAAAUGGCUCAAAUGUCAGCGUUAAAUGCGCAAAAUUGUCAAAGCCUCAUCGCCGCCCCGCGUCUCAAUGGCAAUCAGUUGUCGUUUCCGUCUCCGGCUGCGGCUGCAGCUGCAGCAAUGGGUCUGCAAAUGCAUCAUGCAGCAGCUGCAGCUGCAAUGUCCGCAGCCGCCGCUAAUCAGCAAAACCAUAAUCAACAGAUCGCGAACGAUAGUUCUAAUCAGAAUCCAUUAAAUCCGAGUCUCAACAUGAACUCGAAUCCUAGCACAAACAAUACUAACAAUAGCUUAAGUACAAUUAAUAUACCACCUCCUCAUAUACGUCCUUCGCCCACAGCGGCAGCAAUAUUUCAGGCACCUAAGACACCGCAAGGAAUGAAUCCGGUCGCUGCAGCAGCGCUCUACAACUCCAUGACCGCUGGAGGAUCUAAUCAAAUGAGUCCCUUCUGUAUGCCCGAAACGCGUGAAGCUCAACAGCAGCAACAUCAACAACAACAACAGCAACAACAGCAGCAGCAGCAACAACAACAACAGCAACAGCAGCAGCAACAACAACAGCAGCUACUAGAGCAGAAUGAAGCUCUCAGUUUGGUUGUAACACCGAAGAAGAAGCGCCAUAAGGUCACUGACACCCGCAUAACUCCGCGUACUGUCAGCCGCUUACUUGCACAGGAUGGAGUCGCACCGCCGAAUUCCGUUACCGCAAGUGGCAUACUUGACGGUAGUGGCAAGUUCGCUCCUAUGGGAGCCCAGUCCAGCCAACAGCAACAGUUGCAGCCCAACACAAGCCAAUCAAAUUGCAAUCCACAAAAUACAUCCAAUAAUAGCACAAAUGCCACGCCAGUCAAUGUGAAUACCACCGGCAAUAUUGGCAAUAUCAACACGACGCCAGCACAAAGCCCAUCGCCACGUGCUCAAGCGCCAACCUAUCAUCCGCCGCCACCACCACCACCCAUGUUGCCCGUGUCACUGCCCACAUCUGUGGCAAUACCCAAUCCAUCGUUACACGAGUCGCAAGUCUUCUCGCCCUACAGUCCAUUCUUCAAUCCUCACCCGCCGCAUGCGCCACCGCCACCACCACCCCCGCAUGGUCCCCACGGCGGUGCUCAUAACACGCCCACAGCUGCCCAAAUGCAUCACAUGAAGAUGUCCUCAAGCCCUCCUGGCCUUGGCGGCCUAAUGGACUCGCGCGAAUCACCGCCGCUGCCUCAUCCACCAACAAUGCUGCACCCUGCCCUGCUGGCUGCCGCCCACCAUGGCGGAUCGCCCGACUAUAGUGCGCAUCUGCGUGCGGCCAUGGAUGCACAAGACCGCAACUCGGAUUGCAAUUCUGCUGAUAUGCAAUUCGAUGGAAUGCAGCCGACAAUAUCAUUCCUAAAGCAGCAAAUGAUCAAAAAUAGCGACUCGUUGAGUCCACUACACUCUUCGACAUUAACGCCAAUGCAUCUGCGCAAGGCAAAAUUGAUGUUCUUCUGGGUGCGCUAUCCGAGCUCAGCGGUACUGAAGAUGUACUUCCCAGAUAUUAAAUUUAACAAGAACAAUACAGCACAAUUGGUGAAAUGGUUCUCGAAUUUUCGAGAAUUCUACUACAUCCAAAUGGAGAAGUAUGCACGGCAGGCGGUUACUGAAGGCGUCAACUGCGCUGAUGAGCUACAGGUUGGCGGUGACAGCGAGCUGUAUCGUGUUUUGAAUCUGCAUUAUAAUCGCAAUAAUCACAUUGAGGUACCGCAAAAUUUUCGCUUUGUGAUCGAGCAAACACUUCGCGAAUUCUUUCGCGCCAUCAAAGGUGGUAAAGAUACCGAACAAUCGUGGAAGAAGGCAAUCUAUAAGGUCAUUUCGCGCAUGGACGAUCCAGUGCCCGAAUAUUUCAAGUCACCCAACUUUUUGGAACAAUUGGAAUAAGAGGAAAGUGAACGCAAUCGCGUUAUUAACAUGCUUCGUACAAAUUUGAAACGCAAAUCCAAAUCAAUCAAAACUUCGAAAGUUUCGACAACAAAAGUAACAACAACAACAACAAUAACAACAACAGCAUCACUAGCAGAAGCAGCAGCAGCAUCCAAAGCAGCUAUACCAACAAAUGUGCAUGCAGCGUCAACAGCGACCACAGCCAGCGCAAUAAAAGUUGCAACAACAACAACAACAACAACAAACGCAUUAACCGAUUUAGCAAGCGUAGUUGUAAAUUCAUACCAACAAAAUUUGGGGAGCAUCAAUUAAUUUAACGAUAUUUAAUUUUAAUUCCUUUAAUUCAUAGCAUUUACAUACAUAUGUAUCCUUUUCACUACGCCGAGCUUUUAAUAGCAUAACGAUCGAAGUGUGAGAUAGCUUACAACAAACGGGACGCAAAUUUAGAAACCAAAUUUAAACGACAAACAUAUUGACGCAAACAUUUUGAAACCAAGAAAGAUAAAAACUUUAAAUUAAGAUUAAUUAUUUAAAAUUAUUACAAAUUUCAUAUUUAUGUGCAUACAUACUGACAUAUGAACGUCAAUUGAAGUACCACGUUAAAUACAUAAACGAAGGAAAAAUAUCGACAAAUUUUGGACAAAAGAAUUACAAUACUAUGAAAAUGAUUUGUUGACCAAAAGGUAAUUUUCACAGGCUGCUGCAAGCAAAUCCUAAACAAAACUUCGCAAGCAUUUCAAUAUUUUUGCUAUAAAUCACUUUUUCAGUUUUCAUUCGCGAAUUGCGUUCACAAAAGUAACACAAAAACUACAAACCAAAAACGAAAAACGAAAAAAAAAGUUAUUCAAGAAAAACCAAAAACGAAAAGGUCCUGAUUGUUAACGAUUGUUGGGUAUUUUGCAAAUCAUUUCGACACGACAAACAACAAAAAGUCCACGUUUAUUUUAUUGUAAUAUCAAAUAUUCACAGCACUUACCGUUAAUGGUGCAUUAUCAUUCUUCGAUACGAAGGAUGGAACCAAAGCUUUAGCAAUAGAAGAACACACCUUACCCUCAAUAUAGAAACAAACAUUAACACACAUACGUACAUAAAUGCAUUAUCAUGCACUCACAUAACCCUGUUAUACAUAUUUACAGAGAAGUAAUUGCCUUAUGUAAUAUGCCUACACGUAUUCCUAAGGCCAUUGUGUUCUUUCAGAAAAAGAAAUUGCAUACAACAAAAUAUAAAGUGGCUAUGGAAAUAUCAGUGCAAACUGCAUCUGCUAGAACGAAUAGAAAUACUAUAUACAAAUUUUUAAUUUAUUACUGUACAUACAUAUAUACAUAUGUACAUAAAUCAGAUAUAUAUUUGAAAUAUCCAUGUUAAGUUGUCGUUUGGAUUUGUUUACAGGACAUACAUAUAGCUACGCAAACACACACACACACACACGAACUCGAUUACCCACGUACCCACACAUAUGCAUGUCACAUACAAUACAAAUACUUUCACCUGAAUAUCACAUAAAGUAUAAUGUUAGUUAAGACAAGAAUUCAUUUAUCAAUCGCUUCACCAAUUCAAAAGCAAACACACUCAAACAAACAUAAUUCAUAUGCGAUUACACAAAAAUAAUUUA